ACCUCUGCAACAUCACCAUCAUCACCCUCUUUUCUCUCUCUCUCUCUAAAACCCUUCACUUUCUCUCUCUAAACCCACCACCAUUUCCAACAUGCUAUCAAGAACCAAUAGUGUCAUCUGGAUGGAUGAUGAUACUCAUGAUGAAACACAACAUCAAACAAACAACAACAACAAUUCAAUGCUUGAACUUGAACAAAACAACAACAAUUGGUUCUUGCAAUCCUGUAACAUUGAUCCGAACCCGGUCCACCCUGUUCAGUUCUUCUUGCCACCCAAACCCGAUUCCAUUUCUUCGGUUUUCAACUCGAUUUCGAACAAUUCGUUAACCGAAACCCUUGAUUUUGAUUAUGGGAAUGGGUUUGGAAAUAAUGGUGUACCCGGGUUUUAUGAUUUCGGGUCACAAUCACAAACUGGUGCAUCGAAUUUGCCCGAAACAGGGUUCGGGUCAGCCGGGUACCCGUUUUCGGAAAACGGGUCACCCGGAAGGCCCAAAUUGCUUAAACCGUUGGAGAAUUUUGCUCCUACCGGAGCACCUCCAACUUUGUUCCAAAAAAGGGCUGCUUUGAGAAGAAAUUUUGGUGACGUCAGCGCCGCCGUGGACGGCGGGGUGAAUGAGAAGAAGAGGAAGAGUUGGGAUGGUGUUGAUGAUCUGAGUUUCGAUGGGUCGGGUUUGAAUUAUGAUUCGGAUGAGUUUACGGUGGAUGGUUUUGAAGAGAGUGGGAUUAAGAUUGGUGGUGGGGAUGGUUCUGUUGGUGAUAGUACGGUUACGGCGGCCGGUGGUGGCGGUGGGAGUGGUUAUAAAGGGAAGAAAAAAGGGCCGCCGGCGAAGAAUUUGAUGGCGGAGAGACGCCGGAGAAAAAAGUUGAAUGACCGGCUUUAUAUGUUGAGGUCUGUUGUGCCCAAAAUUAGCAAGAUGGACAGAGCUUCAAUUCUAGGAGAUGCAAUAGAGUAUCUAAAAGAGCUUCUUCAAAAGAUCAAUGACUUAAACCAUGAACUUGAAGCAACCCCAACAAGCUCAACUUUAACAACACCAACGGCCGCCACCUCCAUGGCAGCCGGUUUCUACCCGCUAACCCCAACUCCCACCGGUCUCCCGUCAAGAAUCAAAGAAGAACUUUGCCCCACUGCAAUCCCCAGCCCAACCGGACAGCCUGCAAGAGUUGAAGUGAGGCAGAGAGAAGGAAGAGCAGUGAACAUACACAUGUUCUGUAGUAGAAGGCCUGGUUUGCUGUUGUCAACCAUAAGGGCCAUUGAUGGUCUUGGGUUAGAUAUUCAGCAAGCUGUUAUAAGUUGCUUCAAUGGCUUUGCUCUUGAUGUUUUUCGAGCCGAGCAAUGCAAAGAAGGUCAAGAUGUUCAUCCUGAUGAGGUUAGAGCCGUGCUGCUCGAGUCUGCGGGUUACCAUGGUGUCGCUUAAGUCGAGUAUAGAAGCGGUUUAGUCAUUGGUGGUUUGGUUCUUAGGUAUGGUCGAGUAGGUAGUGAAUUGGCUGAAGGGUUUUGGAAUUUGGUUUUACAGAAUUAUUGUUAUUUAAAAUUUUAUAUAUUCAGUCACAAUUGAUAUGUUGAUUAACAUUUGUGGUUAAUUAAUUAUCGUGCCCAAAAGAUCUUUAAUUUAA
This is a messenger RNA of Helianthus annuus (common sunflower), 1613 nucleotides long. Its product is annotated as transcription factor ICE1. Bases 92 to 1414 code for a protein of 440 amino acids. Gene Ontology annotation, biological process: regulation of DNA-templated transcription. The transcript is spliced from 4 exons. The record is from RefSeq and is a predicted model, not a curated record. Gene Ontology annotation, molecular function: protein dimerization activity; DNA-binding transcription factor activity; sequence-specific DNA binding. Gene Ontology annotation, cellular component: nucleus. NCBI's taxonomy places the organism in Eukaryota, Viridiplantae, Streptophyta, Magnoliopsida, Asterales, Asteraceae.